Vicia villosa (hairy vetch) is the source of this 1493-nucleotide messenger RNA. RefSeq lists its product as uncharacterized. The record is from RefSeq and is a predicted model, not a curated record. The transcript has 2 exons. The coding region runs from base 215 to 1117 and encodes 300 amino acids. NCBI's taxonomy places the organism in Eukaryota, Viridiplantae, Streptophyta, Magnoliopsida, Fabales, Fabaceae.
UCACCCUAAAAAAGUGAAAAGUGAAAAGGACACUACGAGCUAUCAAAUUCUCUGACACACUUUUGAUCUUCAGCUGUUUCAAAACCUUGUGAAUCAUAUCAACUCCCAUUGGAUAUUAUUAUCCAAUCCCAUUUAUGUACCAACACCAAACCAACUCUUCCACAACUCCAUUCUCAACACAAAUAUUCACACUCAACAUAAUUGCAAGAUAAAAAUGCAAUCAUUAACUUCCUUUCUAGCUCUCUUCAUUUUCCUAACAUCAUUAUCACACCCUUCACAUUCAAACACAGUCCCUUCAUUUCCCACUCCAACUCAAUCCCCAAUAUGCAAACUAGACCUCUCCAACGAACUCUUCGGCGGCGUAAACGUCGCCUGCGGCAACAACCUCGACCGAAGCCGCUGUUGUCCCGUUCUCGCCGCUUGGCUCUUCGCUGCUCACGCGCGAAGAGCCUUAGAGAUUUCCCCUAUACCAUCUGAAAAUUCCAUCGACCUUCCGAGAAUGCCUGAUGAUUCUCAGAAGUGUGUUAACUCCCUCCAAGACUCUCUUCGAAACAGAAACAUUAUAAUCCCAACACCAAAUGCUAGCUGUGAUGCUGUUUUAUGUUUCUGUGGAAUCAGGCUUCAUCAGAUAAGCUCAUUAAAUUGUCCAACCGCUUUUAAUGUUUCGGAUUUUACCACGGUUCGUAAUGUAUCUGGUUCUCAUAAAGCUACUCCUACUGCUGCGGUUCGUGAAUUGGAGAAGAAUUGCCGUAACUCUUCUUAUGCUGGUUGCACCAAUUGUCUGGCUACAUUGCAAAAGUUAAAAGUGCACAAGAAAGAGAGCAAGGAAAGUGACAGGGAGAGGAAGAUGUUCAACCGGGACUGUCAACUGAUGGCACUAACAUGGCUGUUGGGGAAGAACAAGACGUUGUAUAUACCAACAGUAUCAGCGGUGUUACGUGCUAUAAUGUACAGUGCACAUCCACACGAUGUAAUGUGUAGUCCAGACCAGGAGAACAUGCCUCUGGCCGUUGAUUCGAUGCAAUUCGAUCACGCGAGUAGUAGCGCGGCGCAAUCUUGGCCGUUCAUCAAGUUGUUUUGGAGUAUGAUUAUUAUUAUGAUUGGGAUUGUGAUGUAAUCGUGACCCAAAUUAUUGUGGUUUCUGUAUGAACAUGAAGGUCUACUACAGUGACGGGUUGUUCGAGACUUGCAAGGGUCUAUGUGUUAGUCACGUGAAACUAUAUUAUUGGAAAAAUAUAUAUGCAAAGAGACAAAGAGGUACGUUUCAGUUUUGUCCAUUUUUGCUGUAUGAUCGAAUAAUGCAGCUUUGGAGCAAACAAAAAGAAGAGACAAUGCAACAAGUUAGACAAAUGACAACAUGUCACGGGCCUCAAAUCUCCUAUCAUCACUUGUGUGUGUAUGUUUGCUUAUUACUUUUCGGAUACCACAAAUGUUUGUUGUAUUUGAUCAUUCACAUUGGUUAAAAUUAUAUUUGUGAUGCAUAUUUUUAAUUA